Molecule: messenger RNA, 6226 nt
Organism: Microplitis demolitor
Lineage: Eukaryota; Metazoa; Arthropoda; Insecta; Hymenoptera; Braconidae
Gene: BRWD3
Product: bromodomain and WD repeat-containing protein 3
Exons: 23
Coding region: 464-5926 (1820 amino acids)
Biological process (GO): cytoskeleton organization; regulation of transcription by RNA polymerase II; regulation of cell shape
Cellular component (GO): nucleus
Molecular function (GO): protein binding
Source: RefSeq, a predicted model, not a curated record
UCCGACAUCAAAAUGAUAUUCAUCCCCAAUCUACUUAAACUAACCUGCAAUUUGUCCGAUGUAUAAAUUUAAGAAUUUUGAUAGAGUAACUCAUGAUUCAAUAACUAUAUACAUUUGGAUUGUAGAACUAUUUUAUAAUGACAUUAGUAGAGUUUUUUUCGAUCACGUAAAUUUUUUUUAUUUUGCAUUCUUAAUUUAUUAUUUGGCACAUGGUGUUUGUACAUAUACAUGAGUGAAGUUUGUAUUCUGACCAGCUAAAUUUUUAGAUAAAAUAGACUGGACAAGUGUAAAUAGUAUUAAGAGAAAAAGUAUUUCCAGUGAAUUAUAGUAAAUUAACAUCAUAAUAAAAUGCAAUGAAAAAGGAAGGCUAUUAAUGACCUUCUGAAUAAAUGUAUAACAUGAUGAGAAAAAAUACUUUUGUUUUCUAAUAAGUAAUUACCACAAGUUUACUUAUCUUGCAAUAAUGGAGAGAAAUAUGUUUGAAAAUAAAUCUACAAUUGAACGAGAAUUAUAUUUUCUGAUUGCGAAAUUUCUUGAAAAUAGCCCUUGUAUUGAAACGGCAAAAAUUCUUAGAUGUGAAUUAGAAACAUAUAAGAUUUUACCGCAACGACUUGAUUGGAAAGGAAUAUCUCAUGAUCAAAAUUUCGAAGAAUGGAAAAAAAGUUAUCCGCACAUCCAUUCGAAUUAUUUAUUACAAAUAUGUGCAAGAAUUCACUCAAUGCUCGAACGAGAUGUACCUUCUUGUGUCCCGGUUGCUAUAUCUCUACUUGGAGCUGGUGGGCAGUCACUUCUACGAACGAAGGAAGAUAUUUUAAAAGAAUGUCAUAGCGUUGUGACAUACUCCGGCAGAUCAGGAAGAAAGCCUUAUUUUGAACAAACUGGGAAUUUAGUAUCCGACAAUGUUGUUCGGGUUCUUCAAGGCCGAGAAAAUACUGGAUCAUUGAAUCGACGAGAGGCAAUUCCACCUAAAUUUUAUUCUAAACUACAACUGUACCGCCAUACUCUAGGUCAUCUUUCAGCUGUUUACUGUGUUCUAUAUGAUCGAACAGGUAAAUACAUCAUAACUGGGGCCGAUGAUUUACUUGUCAAAGUAUGGAGUGCAAUCGAUGGUCGCUUGUUUGCUACAUUCCGAGGAGCUUCAUCAGAAAUAAUGGACAUAGCUGUGAAUUUUGACAACACUCUUUUAGCGGCCGGAAGCUUAGAUAGAAUUUUACGAAUUUGGUGUUUCCAAACAAUGUCACCAAUUGCAGUUUUAUGUGGACAUUCGGGCAUGAUAACUUCUGUUAAUUUUUGUCCUAUUAUAUGCAAUGGUAUCAAUUACUUGGUAUCAACAAGUACAGACGGAUCAGUUGCAUUUUGGUCUUACACUCAAAAAUUCAAUGAAAGAGCAGUAUUUCAACCAAAACCAAUACAAUAUCAUGAAAAAAUGAGACCCGGACAAGCGCAAAUGAUUUGUGCAUCAUUUAGCCCAGGUGGAACAUUCAUGGCAGCUGGCUCUGCAGACCACCAUGUGCGUGUUUAUGCCAUGUUAGGAGAUGAAGGCCCUCGACGAGUUCUCGAGAUUGAAGCACAUACAGAUACAGUUGAUAGCAUUCAGUGGGCUCAUAUGGGAUUGAAAUUUAUUUCCGGUUCAAAAGAUGGAACUGCUAAUGUUUGGAAUUUUGAACAACAACAGUGGAUGCAUAAGCGCCUUUUAAUGAACACAAAAUUAUCUGGAGAUCUUAAGGUCGAUGAAGAUACGAUUAAAAAAGCAAAAGUAACAAUGGUAAGCUGGGAUGUAAGCGAUCAGUGGGUAAUCACAGCAGUAAAUGAUAGCUCAUUGAAAGUGUGGAAUGCUAAAAGUGGAGAAUUAGUCAAGAUCCUAAGAGGUCACAAGGACGAAGUCUUUGUUUUAGAAGCUCAUCCUAUAGAUCCUCGAGUUAUAUUAAGUGCUGGACACGAUGGACAGUUAAUCGUUUGGGACGUACUUAAUCCUGAACCAAUAGCCUGUUUUCAAAACUUUAUUGAAGGCCAAGGUAACGGAGCUGUAUUUGAUGCAAAAUGGUCGCCCGAUGGUACUAUGCUUGCUGCAACGGAUUCUCAUGGUCACUUAUUGAUGUAUGGAUUUGGAUCUGGAGUUCAGAAGCUAAAAACUAUCCCCAAGGAGUUAUUUUUUCACACAGACUAUCGACCACUCAUUCGGGAUAGCAAUAACUAUGUAUUAGAUGAACAAACACAAACUGCACCACAUUUGAUGCCACCACCAUUUCUGGUUGACGUGGAUGGAAACCCGUAUCCACCGGCAUUGCAGCGAUUAGUCCCUGGUAGAGAGAACUGUCGGGGAGAACAAUUGGUUCCUAAUAUAGCAGUAGGCGUAGGAGGAAUGCAAGAAGUUAUUGAAGGGUUACCCAAUCCAGAACCACGUUCAAAUAUUGAUCGACUUAUUGAAGCUCUUGCACAAAGACAGAAUUUAAAUAGUGGGGACAAUGAAGAGAUUGCAGAUAUGGAAGAAAAUUUUAAUGAAUCUCAAAUUCGGCAAAUUUCCAGCCCACGAAGUAACCGUUCAGGAUUACGAAGAGUUGGAGAUGUUGAAGGAGUUAGACAAAGUAGUGGAAAUUGGCAGAGAGAUAAUACUACGCCUUGGAAUAAGCCGAUUUUGGUACCACCUAUUCACGAGGCAAUACGAAAAACGCAACUAAAACAAUUGUAUUCAAUGGCUGAUAUGGAGACAGAUAUUUGGAAGAGAGAAAUGAAAAAAAGACCAUUACCUCCUGUAAAACUUGCUGAAACUUCAGAUCACGCAGUUGAUUAUUUAACAAAUCGGAAACGCAAUAAUGGUGUAAGACACGGUUAUCGAACUCGAGCUGCAAGAGAUGAACAACAAAAUGAAGACGAAUUUAAUAAUUUAGAAAACGGAGAAUUAUCAGGAAGUUCAGUAAGUAGUAAUAGCAAUGACUCUACAGCUCAUGAAGAAGAUUUGUGUUCUGAUACUACUACAUCAGAUACGAGUAGUGAAUAUUCCGAUUGGAUUGCUGAUCACGGAUUAAAUUUGGAGCCUCCGACGCGAAGUAAAAGGAAACCUAUAAGUAAAAGAACGAUCACACCAUCUAAUGACUUGAGUAAGCCUAAAAAUCAACGUAUGAAAAAAAAGAUAAUCUCAGUACCAAAUGGAGUUGCGGAAGUACCCGAUAUUUUUCGCCCGUCAGAAUGGCUUACUGAAGUAAUUCCUCGCAAAGCACCAUACUAUCCACAAAUAGGUGAUGAGAUAGUUUAUUUCCGUCAAGGCCAUAGUUUAUAUCUUGAUGCUGUAAAAAACAAGAAAGUCUAUAGUCUAAGUGCUCGAUGUGAACCCUGGUCUAAAAUGACUAUUAAAGCUCAUGAAUUUGUAAAAGUCGUGGGAAUCAAAUAUGAAAUUCGUCCGCCUCGGCUGUGUUGCUUAAAACUAGCGUUGAUGGAUGAAGAAGGCCGUUUAACUGAAAAUAAUUUUACGAUUAAAUAUCAUGAUAUGGCAGAUGUAUUAGAUUUUUUAGUGCUACGACAAAGUUUUGAAACUGCAUUAAGCCGAAAUUGGUCAGAAGGUGAUCGCUUUAGAUGUAUGAUUGAUGAUGGAUGGUGGAUGGGACAAAUUGAAUCUAUGGAACCAGUUGAUGAAGAAUUUCCCGAAUCAUAUUUUAUGUGUUUUCGUGUAAGAUGGGAUAAUGGAGAAUAUGAGAAAAUGAGCCCUUGGGAUUUGGAACCUAUCGAUGAAGAGAGGCUUCCUGCUGAAGUUGGGGGUGCAGUUCCUGUUUUGCCUGAAGAAAUUCAAAGUACGUUAUAUCAACCUCAACCUGAAGAAUGGCCUAUGGGGGAUAGAGAAGCAACUUGUCGUCGAAUAGUUCGUGGAGUCGAUCAAGUUAUGUCGCUUGCUAUAGCUGAACCAUUCAUUACACCAGUUGAUCUUAACAUAUAUCCUGCUUAUGCAUUUGUAGUUGAAUAUCCCAUCGACUUAUCAACUAUAAAAACACGUUUAGAGAAUCAUUUUUAUCGUAGAAUUAUAUCAGCACAAUUCGAUGUUAGAUACUUGGCUACUAAUGCUGAAAAAUUCAACGAACCCCAUAGUCAAAUCGUAAAAGCCGCAAGAAUCGUAACAGAUUUAUGUUUACGUAUAAUUAAAGAAACUACAGAGAUAGAUGUGCCAGCUGUUUAUCAUCAAUUAGUUGAUACAUAUCAAUCUUCAGAUUCAGAAGCUGAAGUAGUUAAUCAUAAGGUAAUGCCUUCUACUAGUCGACAAAAGUCGGUAUGUAAUAGAAUCUUACGCUCUCAUCAUGGAAAUUCAAUAGAUUGGAAAUUAGCGUGUCGGCAGUUACUGGAAAGUUUAUGGCAGUGUGAAGAUUCUAUUCCUUUUAGAGAACCGGUGGAUCGGUUAGAACAUCCUGAUUACUACCAAUUGAUAGAUACACCGAUGGACCUUCGUACGGUGAAAGAAGAUUUACUCGGUGGAAAUUACGAAACCCCUCUAGAGUUUGCCAAAGAUAUGAAAUUAAUAUUUACGAAUAGUAAAAAUUAUAAUACUAAUAAACGAUCAAAAAUUUAUUCGAUGACCAUAAGAUUGUCAGCUAUGUUUGAAGAACAUAUGCGACGAAUUGUAUAUACCUGGAAAUCAAGCAGACGACGAACUCAAAACUGCCAGAUUAAAAAACGGAAAUGUACGUCAAAAAGUUCAAAAUCCCACCUGGCGAAUGGUGCUGGCCCGUCUACGAAAGGGAGUGAGACUACAAGUGAUGACGAUGAGGAUGAUGACGAUCAUGAAAACGCUGAUAAUAAUAAUGAUGACGAUGACGACGAUGAUGAUGACAAUGAUAAUGGUAAUGAUAAUGAUGAUGAUGAUGAUGAUGAUGAUGAUGAUGAUGAUGAUGAUGAUGAUGAUGAUGAUGAUGAUGAUGAUGAUGAUGAUGAUGAUGAUGACAAUGAUGAAAAUGAUGAACGAAAAGGAAAUUCUUUGAUUAAUCAUGAUGGAAACGAAGAAAACCUUCAUAACAACAAACGACCAUUCUACAGUUAUGAAUCAGGUCCAUCUAGAGUGGCGAAUUGUAACACUAAACGUUCCAUUAAUUCAAGACCAAUCAGACUUAAGAACACUUCAAUAAAAAAAGACUCUGAAAGUGAAAAUAAUUCCAGUGAUUCAGAUACAACAGCUAAUCGUGACAGUAAUGAUGAGCAGCCUUUUCGGCAGACGAAAAAACAAAUAAAUUUAAGCAAUAAUAGCGAUUCAAAUAAGAGUUUCAAAUCUGUAGAUCGUAGUAAACCGUUAAAAAAAAAAGUAUUACGAAAGUGUAAAAAAGUUAUUCGUACAAAUAGAUCAACAUUGCAAAAUUAUACUGAGAGUAAUUAUGAAGAGGACGAAGAAAAUCGAGUGUUUAAGAAGGGAGAAAUGUUAACAGGAAGUGAAAGUUCUCAAGAAGACAGUGAAAAUGAAAAAAUACCGAAACGUACAAUUCCACGAGCAGUGAAGGCAGCACAAGAUGAAACAUCUCAUUCUAGUGGCUUAUCUCAAAAAGAUGAAAGUGAAGAAACAUUGUCAGACAGUAACAGUGCAGAAUCCUCACAUCAAAAUGUUUUAAAUAAUAGAGAUUCUGACAGUUUAGAUUCAAUACCAAGAAAUAAACCUAUAAAAUCACAAAGAAGAAAAAGAAGAAGAAGAAGAAGAAGAAGAGUUACUAAUGAUUCUGAUAACGAAGACAUAGAAAUUUCUAGAAGAGGAAUGAAACGGAUACGUUACUGUGAAGAGAGUGAUGAAACUGAUUUGAUCCCUUCAAGAAACAGACGACAAGUCAAAAAGCGUUAUUACGCUGAAGAAAGUGACGAAAGUUUACCUGAGUUACCUGAGCCUGGAAUCAGUAUAAGUAGCAGAGGACGUGUACGAAAAAUGACUGCAAGAGCACGUGCUUUUUUAUUAGAGUCACCAUAAUGGCCUUCUUAUAUUGUCAAUCCUUGUCUAUUGAUACUUAAAAAUUCAGGCCAAAAUUUUAUAUACGUUUUGCGGCUAUCAAUAAAUUACAUUUUCCAAUUUGUUUUUCAGAUCUUAAUCAUGAAUGUAUUGAAAACUUAUAUUUUCCAUAUUUUCUUGGUUUAGAAGAUAUAUAUAUUUUUUUUUAUUGUUUAAUGUCAAAAUUAAACUGCUAAAAUUUGAAGAAUUGAAAAAUUAGUAAUUUAUGUAAUAUUUAGUAACUAUCUUAGCUACCCGAUUUAAUACAAAUCCGAAAUUUUA